Saimiri boliviensis boliviensis (Bolivian squirrel monkey) is the source of this 1837-nucleotide messenger RNA. The record is from RefSeq and is a predicted model, not a curated record. Lineage: Eukaryota; Metazoa; Chordata; Mammalia; Primates; Cebidae.
GGGAUCGGGAGGUUAGGGGAGCCUAGGGCAGGGGCGGGGCCUCGAGGCGGGGCCAAAGGACCAGUGGGCUGGACACUCGCCUUUCGGUGUCAAGCUGCGGCGAAGCUAGGCGGCGGGCUGUGGAUGGGGACGAGACUAGAAUAUUCUGAGACAGGGUCGGGUGGGAGUUGGGAGAGGUAACGUGGAGUUGUUGCCCCAGAUGCGGCUCAGCUCCAGUGGCCACACCAAGAAGGCUUGGGGCCGGGGGCGGAACCGGGGAGGUUUAUUUGGUGGCUGGGGGCAUGGGUUUGAGUUCCUUGACCAGCAGGACGUGUUUGGAUUUGGGGAGGCUCUAAUCCCCUGGUCGAAGAACCCUGAGCUGUCUGGCUGGCCUUUCAUAGUAUCCGACCGGGGCGUCCUGGCCCGCCGGCAGCUCUAUCUGACCACCUCGGCGCGGGACUUUCGGUUCUAUCCCAAGAAGGAGCUGUCGGGAUACCCCCGCAAAGACUCCCUGACUUACUGGAGCUUCGAAAAGAUGCCCCAGGUCUCGGGGCACGGACUGCAGCAGCCGCCCCGACCGCCACGGGUCCGCGUGCCCCGCGCCCGCCCGGUGACUCUGGCUGUGCCGCACCGCGGGGCCUUGUCUCUGGCUCAGGAGUCCUACAGUCUCCCGUUGCACCCACUCCGCUCGCUCGACCGCUUCUGCCCGCUGGAGGCGCCCUGGGGCGGCCCCCACUGGAAGCCCCUGCCGGGCAUCCACGCCGUGCCGAAAGCCUACAGCACCGAGAACUCCAGCUACGGCAGCUUAAAGCCGGCGCUGGUGUGAGCCGGCCGGGCAAGCCCCGCCCCGGACACGCCCCCUGGGCACAGGGGCGGAGCCGAUCCGGGAAGACCCGGAUCCGGCUCGCUGGGCGGAGCCGAGCUCAGGAGCUCCGCCCACUACGCGGGGUCUCGACCGAGCCUGGGUCACACUCACUGAGUCUAUCGGCAAUGUGCGGGCGGGACUAGCCCAGACACGCCCCGCGGCUUCGUGGGGAGGGGGCUAAGUCCAGAAAAUGUUCAUGCAGGCUGUGGCCCCGAGGGCAGGCACGCCCCCUGCGGGUGUUUUAAAUAAUGAGUUAAAUAACGUGAACCACGCUCAUUUCUGGAGACUGCUCUGGGCUUCCUGGCUGAGAGUGGUGUGGGAGAAGGUUCCUAAGGGAGAGGUGGGGCUCCGGCUGAAUCCCUGUUUGGUGAGUAUCUGGGUCCAGCGGCUCCCCUCGCAGCAGUCUCGCGGAGGCCCUCUCGGACUGGGCAGAAGCUAACACCGAAGCCGCGGCGCUCCUGGGAAUCUGGACUGUGGUGCAGGAAUGGCUCUGGUGGAGGGACUGCUGCUGUGUCUGCUGCUGAGCACAGGUGGGGCAUGGGCAUCCAAGGAGCCACUUCGGCCGCCGUGCCGCCCCACCAAUGUCAUCCUGGCUGUUGAGAAGGAGGGCUGCCCUGUUUGCGUUCCCUUCAACACCACCAUCUGCGCCGGCUACUGCUCCAGCAUGGUACGAGUGAUGCAGACCUUGCCGCCCUUACCCCAGACGGUGUGCAACUACCACGAGCUGCGCUUCACCUCCGUCCGGCUCCCUGGCUGUCGGCGCGGCGUGGAUCCCGUGGUCUACAUGCCCAUGGCUGUCAGCUGUCGCUGUGCACUCUGCCGCCGAAGCUAUUCUGACUGUGGGAGUUUCAGGAACGAGUCCCUGGGCUGUGACUACGCCACCUCCCAGGACUCUUCCUCUAAUGUCCCUCCCAGCAACCUUACAAGUCCAUCCCAACUCCUGGAGCCAGCAGUCACUCCAUUAGUCCCACAAUAAAGGCUUCUCAAUUCGCA